AUGAAUUUUUAUGUUAACAGGAAACUGAAAAGAAGGCGUAAUGGAUCUGAUUCGAUAGAAGAGAUUUUAUUAAGAUGGAGAAAUUUUAAUCCGGAGGUUGAUUCGAACAAUGAACAAGUGAAGAAGAAGAGAAAAUCUCCGGGCAGUGGAUCAAACAAAGGUUGUAUGCCAGGUAAAGGCGGUCCUGAGAAUUCGGGUUGUAAAUACAGAGGAGUAAGGCAGAGGACUUGGGGUAAAUGGGUCGCUGAAAUUCGCGAGCCUGUGUAUAAGAGCAAAGGAAAGCGACUUUGGCUUGGUACUUACUCGACUGCUGGUGACGCUGCUAUUGCUUAUGAUGAAGCUGCUAAGGUUAUGUAUGGAUCCAAUGCCAUACUUAAUUUCCCCAAUUAUUGUGACUCGUUGAGUAAUGGUAACAUUACUCGAACAUCUUCACUUGAAUCGAGUGGUCAAUCGUCUGUUGAUCAUGAAGAUUUAGUCGUUCAUGCAGAGAAGAUUGAAAUUGAAUCUGAUUUGAAAACAUCAGAUACACCAGACGAUGAUGAUGGUGGUGGUGUUGUAAAUACAGAUUUAAGUUAUGAUUAUGCUAAUCAUGGUUCACCUGCUUGUUCCUGGACUGAAGAGGAAUUGGAAGUAAUCACGGAGGAGAACUCCGAGAUAGAACUAACCAAUUUGGAGGGCGAUUCGAGAUUUUUUCCUAAAUCGCAAAAAUCUUGUGUUAAAAUUGAGACACCUGUUAUGGAAGAAGAAAUUGACAAGGAUGAAUUAGUACAUAACGAUGUCUCAAACACAAUAGACGUGAUGCCAACCGUCAUGUUUAACAAAGAUGACUUGUUGAGGCCUGAUGAAAUUUGUAACUCCAAUGAUCAAAUUGUGCUACAAGACAUGGAUUUCAGGUCUUCUGAAAACCUGAAUGAAGAUGUUAGUACGCGUCUAGAAUACAUGGAGCAUUUUCUAAUGGAAGAUAAUUGUUCAAUGGAAGCGACAAAUAUAUCAGACAUAUUUUCUUUGACAGAGAACCAUGAUGAAGCUUUCAAUUUUCAGAGGUUUUUAGAAGAACCAUUUGAUUUCAAGCCAAUGGUAGUACCUCAAGAGUCUGCUGAGCUAAACUAUGCGAAGAAUGAGAAGCAAUUUGAUUGUAAAUAUGCAUACAACCAGCAAAUUGACCUCCAGAACUCAGAGACAAAUUCCGAGAUUCGAUUAGAUAGAAUAAUAAGUAACCAGGCUGAUUGGAAGGACCAAAACUUGCGUGCUUUCGGAUUAGAUGACUUUGGAGCAAGCAAUAGUUGGCAACCAGAGGAUAAUAUCGAAGAUUUGUCUAUGCUCAACUUUGAUUUUGAUAUAUCAUCCUAUAUUAAUGAUAUUAAUUAG
Molecule: messenger RNA, 1368 nt
Organism: Solanum verrucosum
Lineage: Eukaryota; Viridiplantae; Streptophyta; Magnoliopsida; Solanales; Solanaceae
Exons: 1
Coding region: 1-1368 (455 amino acids)
Biological process (GO): response to stress; positive regulation of DNA-templated transcription
Cellular component (GO): nucleus
Molecular function (GO): DNA-binding transcription factor activity; transcription cis-regulatory region binding
Source: RefSeq, a predicted model, not a curated record